This is a messenger RNA of Polychytrium aggregatum, 1437 nucleotides long. RefSeq lists its product as uncharacterized. The record is from RefSeq and is a predicted model, not a curated record. Lineage: Eukaryota; Fungi; Chytridiomycota; Chytridiomycetes; Polychytriales. The transcript is spliced from 2 exons. The coding region runs from base 1 to 1437 and encodes 478 amino acids.
AUGACUUGUUGGUGCGGGCUAUAUUCGUGCUUUGCCUCUGAUAGCCUCAGUGCCGUACUCGGCUGCUCACACCCAGUUUACGCCAUGUCCGAGUUCCAUCCAUCGACCAACCCCUCCGCCCUCGAAGCCUACCCGGCCCUCAUUCUACCUCAGGAGCACUACGAUCUGACCCACGGCCGCGAACCCAUAGCAGCAGGCUCGCUUAUCGACUCGCUCGCUACCCAAAACUACAUGACUUACUCGUUCUCGAUUCCAAAGUCUCACCCGACCGACUUCACCAUCUCGGAGCUCUACUACUGCCCCGAGCCCACCUAUAUCGAGGGCAUUCACGGCCAUCCGCCCCCACAUCUCCAACCACCGCAAUUCCAGUCGCUGCACACCCAGCCUGCCCCAUACACUGCCCAGGACUUGACUUACACCAUCGACGACAUCAACUCGCCCCUGGCUCCGCUCAGCGUGCUUACCAGCGAUCUCGCCGCCCAGCACGGCGAUGUGUACCAGCCUCCUAUCGACAGCUCGGAGCUGUGUGGCUGCUGCUCCUGCUAUUGCUCGACCGACACAUAUGGCCAGAACGAGUACUAUCUCGCCAACCCUUGCCACAGUCACAGUCACAGUCACAGUCACAACCACAGCCACGUCGCGCCGAUCCAUCAUGAUGCAUCCAUCAUGGGCCCUGUCCUGUGCGAACAUCUUUCGACCGAUUCCACCCAGCUGCAGGACGGCUAUCUCUCUGCCUCGAUCCAUUCAGCGUCAGUGAACGCACCGCUUUACUUCACUCCGCCGCCCUCGGUCAUCAGCUCGCCACUCAACUCCAGCCACAUGCAGCCGGCCUACGAGCUCGCCGUGGUCAAGCCCUCAUCAGUAGCAGCCGGCUCUGCGGCCUUUUCUGCUUCGUACGACGCCGCACUGCCGUCCACUUCGUUCUCGACGACACAAGCCCAUUCUAUAAAGUCCUUCCAAGCCUUUGCCCCGUCAUACGAGCCCACCAUUGAUGAGCUGCAGCGUCUCGGCACCAUGAGCGAUCCACUCUCAAAGCGACGCCUGCGAUCCGGCGCCCGAAAGCUCUCUAUGGACAAUCACUUCCAGAACUCGCCGCAGAUUGCCAACAAACGCUCGAGCAGCUUUGACGGGUCGCACUCUGACCACGACUCGGCCCUGGGCCAUGCCGAGAGUCCUGCCGACGACACUUGGAGAUGCCACUUCAAAGGCUGCGACAAGAGCUACAGCACCUCGGCGGGCCUGCGAUAUCACCUUAAGGCCACCCACAGCGCCAUCACCGACCGCGCCCAGAAGCUGAAGAAUCGUGAGAUGAAGUUCUGUUGUCGGGUGUGCGACAAGUGGUUCGGCACCGCUGCUGGCUUGCGAUACCACAACAAGACCGUCCGGCACGGCUCAUCCCCGCACCGCAGCAGCGAGUCUGUUUCGCCUCGAGCCUAA